Molecule: messenger RNA, 1519 nt
Organism: Erythranthe guttata (spotted monkey flower)
Lineage: Eukaryota; Viridiplantae; Streptophyta; Magnoliopsida; Lamiales; Phrymaceae
Biological process (GO): regulation of DNA-templated transcription
Molecular function (GO): DNA binding
Source: RefSeq, a predicted model, not a curated record
AUGAACAACAACAACAACAACAAGAACAAUCAAGAAGAAAGCAACAGCAUAAUUAGCAGUAAUAUUAAUAUAAGCGUCCAUAAUAAUAAUAAUGAUAUUAAUAAUAAGCAAGAUGAUCAAGAACAAGAAAAUGAUCAUGACGAGGAGAUGGUGAUGCCCGGAUUUCGAUUCCAUCCGACGGAGGAAGAGCUCGUCGAAUUCUACCUUCGCCGUAAAGUCGAGGGCAAGCGCUUCAACGUCGAACUCAUCACUUUCUUGGACCUUUAUCGCUAUGACCCUUGGGAACUUCCUGGUUUGGCAGCAAUAGGGGAGAAGGAAUGGUACUUUUAUGUGCCGAGAGAUAGAAAGUACAGAAACGGAGAUCGUCCGAACCGUGUGACUACUUCCGGUUAUUGGAAAGCAACGGGUGCCGAUAGAUCCAUCCGAAGUGAGAAUCUCCGUUCCAUCGGGCUCAAGAAAACCCUAGUUUUCUACUCCGGUAAAGCCCCCAAAGGUAUCCGUACUAGUUGGAUCAUGAACGAGUAUCGCUUGCCUCUCCACGAAACCGAACGCCUACAAAAGGCCGAAAUUUCUCUUUGCCGAGUCUACAAAAGAGCCGGAGUCGAAGACCAUCACUCUCUCCCAUCAACAUCUUCAUCACAACAAACACGAAAUCAAAACGAACCCGAAAAUCGAGAAAUCGGAAGAUCAAAAUCACAACAAAAAGAUGGGAAAAAGGCCAAAAUAACAAGCACAAAUUAUAAUAAUAAUACCAAAAAUAUUAAUAAUAUUGCCCUCCAAAACCAAAUUACUAAUAAUUCUUACACAACAAUCCCACCACCAUCUCCAACUUCACUACAAGAAGAAGAGGCUAAUAUAAUUAUUUGCCACUCUUCUAGUUUAUCCCAAAAUUGCCCCUCCUCCAUAUUAUUUAACACUAAUAAUAAUAAUAAUGAUAGUAAUAAUUCCUCCAUUAAUCCAAAUAUUGAUGAUGAUCUUCAUAAGCUAGUCAAUAUUAAUUACUCGUCACAACAAAGUGCCUCAUUAUUAACCAAUAAUAACGAUAAUAAUAAUCUUGAAAAUAAUAAUAAUAAUCCUCAAUAUCCUAACAAUAAUAAUGUUCUGCCCGAAUUCUCCUCCUCGUUGCAGCCGCCGGCAGGCUUCGCCGAUAGAUUGUGGGACUGGAAUUCGAUUUCGGAGGCAAACAAAGACUUCACAAAUCUUUUCAAGUAAACCCUUUAAGAUUAUAUCUAUGUGUAGAACUGCAUUAUAAUUAAUUAUAUUGUUGUUCUAAUUAUUAUAUAUAGUGAUCUCAUAUAUAUAUGUGUUUAAUGCAGAUUGAUGCUAAUUAAUAUAUAUGUGUAGUGGAUGCAUAUUUUGUUUAAUUGGUUAUGUAAUAAUUAGUAACUCAAUGUAGCUUUUUAGCCAUUGUCUUGAAGAAAUGUUCAUACAAGGGUUUAAUUCGAAGUCAUAAUUAUUACUAUGAAACAAUUAAUAAUGGAGAGUGAUAUUUUAGUCACUUUAUAGGUUUUUUUUCUUA